AUUCACUGAUGAUAUGCCAUUGUAUCUACCCAGUGGCCACUUUAAUCUCAGUGCCACCUAUCUUCAAGUUGGGAAAUCAUUCUUGCAAAGGGCUUAUUGUAGUGGAGGCUUCACACCACAGUUACAAUCAAAGCCCCUCCAUGUGCUACACCACACUUUAGAUUCUCUAGAGGCAGUAAUGAAAUGCAUCGAAAUGAACUGGAUGACCAUUUUAGUAAGUAAUACAACCCAUAGUAGUGCUGUCCCUAGGUCUGAUUUCGUUACUCGGCUCGGAAAAAAGGUUUGUGGGUAUCAUUUUGUUCCAGACACUCUGUAGAAUAAAU
Molecule: messenger RNA, 323 nt
Organism: Owenia fusiformis
Lineage: Eukaryota; Metazoa; Annelida; Polychaeta; Sabellida; Oweniidae
Source: the annotation of a GenBank genome assembly